This is a messenger RNA of Selaginella moellendorffii, 1409 nucleotides long. RefSeq lists its product as uncharacterized. Bases 30 to 842 code for a protein of 270 amino acids. Gene Ontology annotation, cellular component: mitochondrion. Lineage: Eukaryota; Viridiplantae; Streptophyta; Lycopodiopsida; Selaginellales; Selaginellaceae. The record is from RefSeq and is a predicted model, not a curated record. Gene Ontology annotation, biological process: mitochondrial respiratory chain complex III assembly. The transcript has 6 exons.
GAGAGAGUAGAGGUUAGGGCAAAGAGAGAAUGGCGCUACUUAGGCGAGGGUCUCUCCAGCUCCAGCGCGGCCUUGGGCCACCGGCGGCAUGGUGGAGAUUACGCGCGGCCAUGGCGACGGCGGCGGCCCCGGCGCCAGAGCAGGCAAGUCUCGAGGACGCAUUUGGAUACAAGAUCAAGCCCUGCUCGCUCGCACUGCCGCCAGACUCCAUGAUCCGCUACGUGGAGCCCCAUCCGGGCGGAUUCCGGGGCCUGAUGCUCAAGGUUCUUGGAUUCUACAGCAAAGAGAGCACGCGAAUUCGUGGAGCCAAGCGGCUGUAUGCGCGGAUCACUAGCCAGGUCGAGAAUCCGGAGCUCUAUUCCAGCUUUGGACUUGAGAAGAAGUUCCGGACUGUCCACGCGAUGCUUUUGCUGCACGUCUGGAUGGUUCUUGUGAGGCUCCGGAAUGAAGAGAAGGGAGCGAACAUCGGGCAGACGAUGUACGAGGUUUUCAAUCUGGAUUUGGAGCAAAGGAUUUACAAAGAAGGGGUAAAGAUGACAAUGAUAAUCACCAAGUGGCUCAAGGAACUCGAGAAGAACUUCUAUGGAGCCUCUGUAGCUUAUGACAAAGCUCUAAGCGGAUCUUCCAUGAAAGAAGAUUUGGAGCGUGCUCUUUGGAGAAAUGUGUUUGCCGAAGACGACUCUCCAAUGCCAAAAUCCGGUCCUCAACUGGCUAACGUGCAGGCUUUUGCGAGAUAUGUCCGCAGGGAACUUGCGUGCUUGGUAAUAACCGAAUCCGAGGACUUUAGGACCGGCAACAUUCGUUUCUCCACAGAAUUCGAGGCUCUAAAAGAAGACCACUAAUUUCAAGUACGUUUUCUUAGAAUCUGAGAAUCUGCAUGGAUCGGCUGAAAGAAUGUGCUUGGUUUAAAGCUUUUUGCGGCUGGCUUAACAUAAAAUGGGAGGCGGUGUUUUUCCAGUAUAUAAAUCAAGGCUCGUAAACCUCUCUUCGUCCUCCAGCCUCCAGCUUUUCGAGAGCGUCAAUGGGUGCUCCAGAAGUUCUUCCCAGCGACAGCAACGACGACAACAAGAUGGUUCUCUGCGGCUGCUAUUCCUUCUCGAUCGCCAAGAAGAAGGAUCACGACUGUGAUCUCAAGGCUCUGAUCCAGGAGGGGAAGAAGAUGAACAAGGGAGAUCACAGCCAUGAUCUCCAGGCGAAGAACAAGCCAUCGACACCAGCAUUCCCAGCAGCACCCUCAGCACCGAUCAUCGUUCCAUACUUCCAGUCGUCUUCCAGAUUGUUUCUCGCGUAACUUCUUCCAGCUCGAGAGAGAUCGAGCGAGUUUUCCAUCUUUGUUUCCAAUGCGGCUUCUAGAACAAUUUUGUGAGUGAGAGUGAGUUCCAAUAAAAAAAAUACAAAAAAUUCGGUUU